This is a messenger RNA of Anguilla rostrata (American eel), 6141 nucleotides long. RefSeq names its product adaptor related protein complex 2 subunit alpha 1 (gene ap2a1). Gene Ontology annotation, biological process: intracellular protein transport; clathrin-dependent endocytosis. The record is from RefSeq and is a predicted model, not a curated record. The coding region runs from base 861 to 3818 and encodes 985 amino acids. Gene Ontology annotation, molecular function: clathrin-cargo adaptor activity. Gene Ontology annotation, cellular component: AP-2 adaptor complex; membrane coat. Lineage: Eukaryota; Metazoa; Chordata; Actinopteri; Anguilliformes; Anguillidae. The transcript has 22 exons.
CACCGCGAGCCGGAUGCAAGAGUGUUGGCGACGCAGUCGGUCACGAGCUUAUUUGAACACUUUCUCUCUCACUGACUAAAAUAUUAGCCACUUAGCUGUCUUGCUAAAUAGUAGCUGGAGACAACAUAGAAAAUAUUUCUGUUUUAUCAGAAAAUAGCAUAUUUUAAUAGUUUAGUUUAUUAAAACGGGACUAUUUUAUUCGCUGUGUGGAAUUUUGGUGAUGUAUUACAACAUUAUAGACAGCUAGCUAGCCUAGCUAGCUAUCAGCAUAAUAGUAGGUAACCGUAUGAUACUAGGUUAGCUAACAGCUAAUAUAUGACUCACUAAUCGUGCAUCGUGAUCAUUGCUAUAUUGCUGCUAGGAACGCAUGAAUUAGUUAACGUUAUCUAGUUAACGUUACCCGUGUCGCCUUCGCUAGCUAGCCAGAUAUAUUUUGUCCUGUCUUGGUGCAUUUACGGUCAGUUAGGCAGUGCACUGGUUAAACGUGACGUAGCUAUCGAUACUAUUGAAUGAUCAGCGGAAACCCCGGCUACAUUCUGCUAGCAUAGAUAGCUUCCUAGCUAACUAAGUCAGCUAGCUAACUAUUUUGUCGGCACUGCCGAAACUUCGUUUGCCAGUGCUAAUUAGACAUAUAGCUAACUACCUUGCUGGGUUUGGCGUUAGCUAAAUAGUGUUACUGUCAACCGCCAGAAUCAAUACAGCUUUGAAGUUAGCAAAAUAGUUGCGUUAGACUAGCUGUCUAAAUAAUAUUUCGUGGCGAGCUAACACAUUAUAUAGGAAUACAACUAUAGGUAAUUGGUAAGAUUACUAGCUAGUUAACAUCAUUUGUGUGUGACUGGAGUGGAGACAAACGGACGAAAAUGCCGGCUGUGUCGAAAGGAGACGGAAUGCGGGGAUUAGCGGUGUUCAUUUCGGACAUACGGAAUUGUAAGAGCAAAGAGGCGGAGAUCAAACGCAUCAAUAAGGAGCUGGCCAACAUCCGCUCCAAGUUCAAAGGGGACAAGGCGCUGGACGGUUACAGCAAGAAGAAGUAUGUCUGCAAGCUGCUCUUCAUCUUCCUGCUGGGCCACGACAUCGACUUCGGCCACAUGGAGGCCGUCAACCUGCUCAGCUCCAACAAGUACACGGAGAAGCAGAUUGGAUACCUGUUCAUCUCUGUGCUAGUCAACAGCAACAGCGAGCUGAUCCGCUUGAUAAACAACGCCAUCAAGAACGACCUGGCCAGCCGGAACCCCACCUUCAUGUGCCUGGCACUCCACUGCAUCGCCAACGUGGGCAGCAGGGAGAUGGCGGAGGCCUUCGCCGGGGAGAUCCCCCGCAUCCUGGUGGCGGGGGACACGAUGGACAGCGUGAAGCAGUCUGCCGCCCUGUGUCUGCUGCGGUUGUACAAGACCUCCCCUGACCUGGUGCUGAUGGGCGAGUGGACCUCCAGAGUGGUGCACCUUCUCAAUGACCAGCAUAUGGGGGUGGUUACCGCGGCAAUCUCCCUCAUCACCUGCCUGAGCCAGAAGAAUCCCGACGAGUUCAAGACCUGCGUGUCGCUGGCCGUGUCGCGGCUGAGCAGGAUUGUGUCCUCGGCCUCCACGGACCUCCAGGACUACACCUACUACUUUGUCCCCGCCCCCUGGCUGUCCUGCAAGCUGCUGAGGUUGCUGCAGUGCUACCCCCCGCCAGAAGAUGGCGCCGUGAAGGGCAGACUGGUGGAGUGCCUAGAGACCAUCCUCAACAAGGCCCAGGAGCCGCCCAAGUCCAAGAAGGUCCAGCACUCCAACGCCAAGAACGCCAUUCUGUUUGAGGCCAUCUCCCUCAUCAUACACUACGACAGUGAACCCAACCUGCUGGUGCGGGCCUGUAACCAGCUGGGCCAGUUCCUGCAGCACCGCGAGACUAACCUGCGCUACCUGGCCCUGGAGAGCAUGUGCACGCUGGCCAGCUCCGAGUUCUCCCACGAGGCCGUCAAAACACACAUCGAGACCGUCAUCAACGCGCUCAAGACGGAGCGGGACGUGAGCGUGCGCCAGCGCGCGGCCGACCUGCUGUACGCCAUGUGCGACCGCAGCAACUCCAAGCAGAUCGUGGCCGAGAUGCUCAGCUACCUGGAGACGGCCGACUACUCCAUCCGGGAGGAGAUGGUGCUGAAGGUGGCCGUCCUGGCGGAGAAGUACGCGGUGGACUACUCCUGGUACGUGGACACCAUCCUCAACCUGAUCCGCAUCGCCGGGGACUACGUGAGCGAGGAGGUCUGGUACCGGGUCAUCCAGAUCGUCAUCAACCGGGACGACGUGCAGGGCUACGCCGCCAAGACCGUGUUCGAGGCCCUCCAGGCCCCAGCCUGCCAUGAGAACAUGGUCAAAGUGGGCGGGUACAUCCUGGGCGAGUUUGGCAACCUCAUCGCGGGCGACCCGCGCUCCAGUCCCCUGGUGCAGUUUAACCUGCUGCACUCCAAGUUCCACCUGUGCUCGGUGCCCACCCGGGCCCUCCUGCUCUCCGCCUACAUCAAGUUCAUCAACCUGUUCCCCGAGACCAAGCCCACCAUCCAGGAGGUGCUGCGCUCGGACAGCCAGAUCCGCAACUCGGACGUGGAGCUGCAGCAGAGGGCCGUGGAGUACCUCAAGCUGUCCUCCAUCGCCAGCACCGACGUCCUGGCCACGGUCCUGGAGGAGAUGCCGCCCUUCCCGGAGAGGGAGUCGUCCAUCCUGGCCAAGCUGAAGAAGAAGAAGGGCCCCGGGGCCGUGUCCGUGUCCGAGCUGGAGGACGGGAAGAGGGAGGGGGGCGGGGCCGGCGCCGCCGGCGAGCUCAACGGGGGAGCCGACCGCGUGGGCGACGCCUCCACCGCCGCCCUGUCCAACGCCUCCACUCCGUCCCCCUCAGCAGACCUGCUGGGCCUGCGUCCCGCCGCUGCCAUUGGCUCGGCGGCUCCCGGCGCCGGCAGCCUAUUGGUCGAUGUGUUUUCAGAGGCGGGACCGGCGGCUGCCUCCUCUGGGGUGAACGACGAAGGCUUCCUCAGAGAUCUGGAACCUCCCACUGAGAGCCCUGACUCCCUAUUGGUCGAGGCUCCCGGUGAAUCGGACUCUGAAGAUUCUGCCCCGCCUCUGCCUGAGUCAAACGAGCUUCUCAGCAAGUUCGUGUGCAAGAACAACGGGGUCCUGUUCGAGAACCAGCUGCUGCAGAUCGGGAUCAAGUCCGAGUAUCGGCAGAACCUGGGGAGGAUGUAUCUUUUCUACGGCAAUAAGACGUCGGUGCAGUUUGCCAGUUUCUGUACGGUGGUCAGCUGCCCGGGGGAGCUGCAGGCUCAGCUCAAUAUGCAGACCAAGCCAGUGGAGCCCCUAGUGGAGGGAGGAGCGCAGGUGCAGCAGGUCAUCAACAUCGAGUGUCUAACUGACUUCAGUGAGGCCCCACUGCUCAACAUCAAGUUCAGAUAUGGCGGAGCGCUGCAGAACAUAACACUCAAACUUCCGGUCACCAUCAACAAGUUCUUUCAGCCCACUGAGAUGCCUUCUCAAGACUUCUUUCAGCGCUGGAAACAACUGAGCCUCCCUCAGCAGGAAGCACAGAAGAUCUUCAAGGCCGUCAACGGCAUGGACACAGAGCUGCUUAAAGCCAAGUUGCUGGGGUUGGGCUGUGCCCUGCUGGAGAAUGUGGACCCGAACCCGGAGAACUUUGUGUGCGCUGGAGUCAUUCAGACUAAGGCCCAGCAGGUGGGCUGUCUGCUCCGGCUGGAGCCCAACGCACAGGCCCAGAUGUUCCGGCUGACUCUCCGCAGCAGUAAGGACACCGUCUCCAAGCGACUCUGCGAGCUGCUAGCGGAGCAGUUCUAGAAGCUCCCCACCCACCCCCACCCCCUGCCACCCCCCCCCCCCACCCCCCGCCUCCCCGAACACGGCGAGCGACGAGAAACAAACGGCGAGAGCUUCGGACGGCGCUCACAUAAGGGAAAGAGGGAGCGGUCGUUCCCUGCGACGGCUCUGUCAAUGUCAUUAUCAUCGUCCGGAUUAUCGUUAUUAUUAUUAUUACCGCUACGAUUAUUGUUUUUAUCGGUGUUUACCUGUAUGUAUGUGUGCGUGCGUGCGUGCGUUUCGUUCGGGCGAAGUGCGUCGAAGAGCGCGGCGACUUCUCUCUCCGCUCUGUUCGGCUCUGUUUGCGCCUCACGCCCCCCGCCCUGUACGUACUGUACUGACAUUCGGCUCGCAGCAGGAGGAGGAGUGGGGGGGUGGCGGGGUGGGGGGGGGAAGGAUACGGCAACAUCGGCGUCCAUCUUUAUAAUCUUUAUACACUAUCACCUCUGACACCUCAAUGCAGAAACUAUUCCUGGGAGAUUUAUGAGACGUAUGACCACUCAAACGUGUCUGUACACAGACACACACACACACACACACACCCCUAGCCACAUGCACAAACGCGUAUCUGCAUAUGCACUUAUCCGUGUGAACUGUCAGUUUUGUAUGUUACUCUCUGGAAGACUACAUUCCCCACAAACCCCUUCUGCUUCACAGCCCCUGUGGCCAAUGCACUUGGAGAUACCCUAUGGAGCUUCAGAGAUUCACCUUACACUUCCUGGUGCACUGCCUUUUAAAGCUCUGAGUCUUUGCUUGAGUAAUUCUGUGAGUCUGGUAUUUUCUUGAUGGUUUCUCAUUCCUGCAGCAAGUUCACUCCUGGAUUAUCUUUACUCCAGGAUUAUCUUUCCUUCGCCCUGGUCUUAAGUGUCUGCACUCAGACCCCGCCCCUCACUCUCGCAUAUUAUUUGUCCAGACGUCCGUAGCGUUGUUUCAGGUUGAAGACUGAUGUAAGCGAUCAUCACGAUCACAUUAACGGCAGCGGCAACGCACAGAGCUACAUAGAAAGAAGAAAAAAAAACGCGUAAUUACAAUUUAUGGUAUAACCUUUUUUUUUUUUUUGUAGUACUUGUCUAUUUGUAACUCUAAUGGUGUGUUUUAUUUACUUUUAAUAUGGUAUAUAGUAGAACAUUCCCUUUACGAAAGCCAAUUUGCAGUGUUAAGCGCACCUUGCGUGCGCUGAAAAACGUUUCGACUGAAAAGCAGGGGAGGUGAGAGUUUCUCUCGCUCGCCCCUGCACACACACACGUCCUCAGCGCUGAGAUACCGUCUGGCACGCCGACAGGAGACGGUCGCUCUCCUGUUCUCGGCUGCUCCCAAAGACCCGAGUGAGCAGCACUCUACUUUUGGUGGAGCCAGUGGAUAUUUAACCUCCACAGACCUGAGUUUUAUGGUUGGUACAGGCUUAAUGUAAUGGGGGCAGUGUGGCUGUUAUGUCACCCUGUUUGUAGAACGCAGAGAGGAGCACCACCAGUCAAGAAGUGCGUUGGUGACAACCUGCUGAACAAUGUGGACAGUGAUUGGCGGAUACUUCGUGGCUACACUUCCUGGAUUCCUGUGGGAAUUGCCAGCAGCAAGAAAGUAUCCACCAAGAAGGUGUUUUUCUAUUGCUUGUUGGCGUGAUGGGUGGAGCCCAUCUCGGUUCUCUACGGGUAAGGUGACAUCGUGGCUGUGCUAACCCCGUCACGUGACCCCUGGGUUGGUCUUGUGCAGCAGAAGGGUGUGCCCAGCUCGGUCUCAUGGGUAUCGAAAGCUGAGCACUGGGCCACUUCCGCCGCCAGUCGUCGCCCACGGCAACAGGGAGCACGUCGACUCGGGUCCCGCCUUUCGGAACCGACGUCGGGCGGGUCGAGUGCGUGCGCCCGCCCGCGUGCGUGUGCGUCCGCAUCAUAUUCAAACACAAUGAAGUAUUGAGAGGCAUCGUCAUGUUAGCCGUUUCAGGAGUUCGCUGUCAUCGCGCAUGUCUGAGUGGCCUGGUUCAACUGGGACGUUCUCAUUUUUAGAUAAGGAGUCGGUGUCGUCGCGUGCGCCUGCAUGUGUGUCUGUGUGUUGUGUGUGUGUGUGCGUGCGUGUGUGUUGUGUGUCAGUAUGUGUUGUGUGUGUGUGUGCGUGUGCGCGUGUGUGUUGUGUGUCAGUAUGUGUGCAUGUUGUGUGUCAGUAUGUGUUGUGUGUGUGUGUGUGUGUGUGUCUAUGCAGUAUCUAGCAACAUGACCCAGCGAAUCGGUUUAAAAUCUGUCAGACACUUGUGUUAGAAUAGAUUCCUCUGUACUGAGAAUGUGAAAGUAAAAGUAUACAUAUAUCCACUUGA